This is a messenger RNA of Gadus morhua (Atlantic cod), 856 nucleotides long. RefSeq lists its product as uncharacterized. NCBI's taxonomy places the organism in Eukaryota, Metazoa, Chordata, Actinopteri, Gadiformes, Gadidae. The record is from RefSeq and is a predicted model, not a curated record. The transcript is spliced from 6 exons. Bases 2 to 856 code for a protein of 284 amino acids.
UAUGUAUCUCCAAAGGGAGCUUCUCCCAAGCAAGGCACAGUUUUUUGCUAUGGAUGUGGCAUGCAAAUACUGGCCAUACCUACAAAAAGUUGCUUCGGUCAUUCCAGCUCUCAAGAGCCUCACAGAAAUGAAGCCCUUCCUGAGCAUCAUGCAUGCAAGAGCUCAUGCUACCAAGUGUGAGAUAAAAUGGAGUGGUCGGAAUCAGAAGGGAGCAGGCACAACUGCCGGUGAGGAGGUGGAGCAAAUAAACAGCUACCUCUCCCGUUGUGCCCUGACAACAAAGUACAUGUCAAAAGCAGCACGUGUGGACAUGCUCACUGUGCAUGCAAUGGGUUGGAACCAUCACAAAGCAGAGACGCUACACAAGGCCCUCUCCACAAGAUAUGUGAAGACAUCUAAAAGGGCAGAAGAAGAGGCAGAGAGGCUGUCACAACUGCAGAAGGACCUGCAGUGCUCAAAUGCAAUGGCUGUACAGUGGAUUGCUGAAGUCAAGGAAUGGGCAGAGAGCGAGACCCCAGUAACGGGUCUGCACGUUCUCCAGCAGUCCAUUGAGGGUCUCCAUCUGGGUCUAAAGCAACAGAAACAAACCCUCUACCGUCAGAAUGACAGCAACAAGCUUCGCCAUCGUCUCCGAAGAAAGUUGACGGAAGACAAAAAGCGCCUUCUCCAGGAGAUUGAUAAAUACAACAGUCUUGUUGCAGACCUCUCCAAAAGGAUUGAUGUGGCCUUGGUUGACCACUCUUUGGCUGGACAGAGCACUGGCGCAAUAUGGCCAUGGGAGGACUAUGGCAGUGGUAUGCAUUUUUCAAUGCUUUUAAAAUGUCAUGCAGUAUAUCGGAAUAGUGAACUAUCCUGA